AGUGCUUGCCCGCACGCAUGUCAGGCUUGCGCCCCGGCAUGGAGCAGCACAGCAGUCGGGUCUGCCCUGACCCGGGCCCGCCGCCCGCGGAGUCGGCCCCCGCCUCGGUGACCCUGGCGCAGCUCCUGCAGCUGGUCCAGGAGGGCCGGGAGCUCCCGGGCCUGGAGAGGCGCUGCAUCACGGCGACCCACGGCGAACCCACGGCGCCCCGGCUCCCGCGGAGGCCCAAGCCCUGGGAGGCCUCGGGGUCGGCUGAGGCCCCCGCGCCGCCGCAGUAGCCCCAGGCACCCAGAUCCUGUCGACCUUGUGUCCGGGUAGAAGAACGCCUGGAGGGGCCCGGCUCGGCGGAAUCAACGACUGCGCCUUCCUGACGGCACGUAGUGGGUUCCUGAGGCUCCUAGUCCUUUGCCUUUUAGACCUGGAGAGCGUGACUCUGUCCUGCAUAAAUUCGGACCUUGGAUGCUGGCCACGGUUAUCUUUUAUGCAUUCGCCCCCGACCUGUCUCAGCUGAACUUAAGCCUCCUGGGAGAGUCAUUGGAGUUGUCUUGUAUCCGAGUAUUUCUGGACUAAGAUCCUCAUUUUAAAAAUCCGGUUUCGGCCCUUACAGAUGAUUGAAACAGAUUUCAUACUUUUUACUCUCUGCGAUGCAUAGAUGUGCCUUCAUUUUUAAAAUGCUACUGAGGACACACUAACGGGGGUCUGACCCACUGAGAAUUUCGUUAGUAAUGUAGGAAAACGUCAGUGUUUAUCUCCCGGUUCAGCUAAUUCUUGUGAGUUGGGCAAAUGAACUUGGGAUUCAAGAUUCUUAGCCAUUCUCCAGGUCAGCUAAUAAAAGGUUUAAUGAUUAAA
Messenger RNA from Panthera uncia (snow leopard), 849 nucleotides. RefSeq names its product chromosome B2 C6orf226 homolog (gene PEX39). Bases 18 to 278 code for a protein of 86 amino acids. The transcript has a single exon. The record is from RefSeq and is a predicted model, not a curated record. NCBI's taxonomy places the organism in Eukaryota, Metazoa, Chordata, Mammalia, Carnivora, Felidae.